AUGGAGUUUACAGAUUCUGAUGAUAUGCAAGCACCGGAGGACUCGCAGUUUUUGGAGACGCGGUUGGAUUUCAGUUGUCCACCACAGUUUUCUCUAGAGUGUAACACUUUCAAAUGGAAAGUGCAAGUCAGAGAGAAAUACAAGAACAAACGUUGA
Molecule: messenger RNA, 156 nt
Organism: Eruca vesicaria subsp. sativa (arugula)
Lineage: Eukaryota; Viridiplantae; Streptophyta; Magnoliopsida; Brassicales; Brassicaceae
Source: the annotation of a GenBank genome assembly